GGGGAGCACAUUGUACUUCAGCAGUCCAGUCAAGCCGAGGAAAGUCCUGUCAUACUUUUAAUAACAACUAAUUAACCAGAAACUAAUAUAACUGUAUCUGCUGUGUUUAGCUGCAGCUUGUUGUCACUGUCCGCUCGGUUUGUUCACGAAACGCUCUCAUUGUACCAAAGUCAAGAACAUGGGACGGAAGGUGACUCUUGCUACCUGCUCGUUAAAUCAAUGGGCUCUGGACUUUGAAGGGAACUCAGAGAGAAUACUAAAGAGUAUUGAGCUCGCUAAGGCUCAGGGGGCCAAAUACAGGCUGGGCCCGGAGCUGGAGAUAUGCGGGUAUGGCUGUGCAGACCACUUCUAUGAAUCAGACACGUUGCUCCACUGCUUUCAGGUUCUUAAGAAGCUUCUGGAGUCUCCCAUCACCCAGGACAUCAUCUGUGACGUGGGCAUGCCCAUCAUGCAUCACAACGUGCGCUACAACUGUCGGGUCCUGUUCCUCAACAAAAAGAUCCUUCUGAUCAGACCUAAAAUGAUGAUGGCAAACCACGGGAACUACAGAGAGCUGCGCUGGUUCUCACCUUGGAACCAGUUAAGGAACGUGGAGGAGUACUUCCUGCCCAGAAUGAUCCAGGACGUAACAGGCCAGGAUACAGUCCCUUUCGGUGACUGUGUGUUAUCCACAAAGGACACCUGCAUCGGCACUGAGUUAUGUGAAGAACUCUGGAACCCCAGGAGUCCUCAUAUUCAGAUGGGUCUGGAUGGGGUUGAAAUCUUCACUAAUUCAUCUGCAAGCCACCACGAGCUCCGCAAGGCCGACCAAAGAGUCAACCUGGUCAAGUCAGCCACCACCAAGAGUGGAGGUAUCUACCUGUAUGCCAAUCAGAGGGGCUGUGAUGGAGACCGUGUUUACUACGACGGCUGUGCCUUGGUGGCCAUCAACGGAGACAUCGUGGCACAGGGAGCACAGUUCUCCCUAAACGAUGUGGAGGUGAUCACAGCCACUCUUGACCUUGAGGAUGUGCGUAGCUACAGAGGAGAAAUUUGCCAGCCCAACAUGGAAAGUGAACACAAACUCUGCCACAGGGUGAAAGUGGACUUCUCUCUCUCCACUGUUGAUGAUAUCUACCUCCCCACUCACCAGCCUAUCACAUGGCAGUUUCAUACAGCAGAGGAAGAGAUCAGUUUAGGGCCGGCCUGCUGGCUGUGGGACUACCUGAGGAGGAGUGGACAGGCUGGCUUUCUGCUGCCUCUGAGCGGAGGAGUGGACAGCUCGUCCACUGCCUGCAUCGUCCACUCGAUGUGUGUGCUGCUCUGCCAGGCGGUAGAAGACGGCAACAUCCAGGCACUGGAGGAUGUCCGCAGAG
This is a messenger RNA of Labrus bergylta (ballan wrasse), 1355 nucleotides long. NCBI's taxonomy places the organism in Eukaryota, Metazoa, Chordata, Actinopteri, Labriformes, Labridae. The record is from RefSeq and is a predicted model, not a curated record.